AUGCCCUCCUCCGCAUUGGAAGGCUAUCUAGCAGACAAGUACAUAGCGUCGUUGUAUAAAAAUAUGACCCUUCUGUUCGCCGACAUAUGUAACUACACAGCCUAUGCGAAGAGCGCCCCUGCCGAGCGGGUUGUAUCUCUUCUCACCAACUUAUUCUCGCGGUUCGACGAUUUAUCGGAUGUUCACGGGGUGUACAAGGUGCAUACUAUUGGGGAUGCCUACGUUUCGAGCACUGAACCCAAAGAGGGAGUGGAUAAGGUACAGUCCGCUAGCAAGAUGGUAUCGUUCGCACAGGCAAUGGUGGAGGCUCUCAGUACGGUUCGCGAGGAAAUGUCGGCGCCGGAAUUGGAAAUGCGAAUAGGCUUGCACCUCGGCAAAUUCGUUGGCGGGAUUAUUGCUACCACGAAGAUCAACUAUGACAUCUUUGGUGUUGAUGUCACGAUAGCCAAUCAAGUCGAGACAGCGGGUAUACCCGGCAAAAUAGUUGCAUCUAACUCUCUCCGCGGAUAUCUGAUUCAUCAUUUCCCGGAAAAGUAUAGAUUCCGUUUCCAUAAAACAAUAGAGACGCUGGUUCCUGACGAUUCCGCUACCUUCAUAAGGAUAGCAAGCACAAAUAACCUCUUUGAGUUCAUCAGUGUCCACGGGCACAACUACUCAUGUCAUGCGGAGAAGACAUCACGGCAUGCCACGACUAUGAACUUCGUCACAACAUGA
This is a messenger RNA of Perkinsus marinus ATCC 50983, 714 nucleotides long. RefSeq names its product guanylyl cyclase, putative. The transcript has 7 exons. NCBI's taxonomy places the organism in Eukaryota, Perkinsozoa, Perkinsida, Perkinsidae. Gene Ontology annotation, biological process: cyclic nucleotide biosynthetic process; response to oxygen levels. Gene Ontology annotation, molecular function: guanylate cyclase activity. Gene Ontology annotation, cellular component: guanylate cyclase complex, soluble. The record is from RefSeq and is a predicted model, not a curated record. Bases 1 to 714 code for a protein of 237 amino acids.